UCACCCAUCUGCUCAAUGCUUCUCUCUGACAUUUUCGGUGAAAAGAAUGCUUCUUUUCUUUUUGACAUACUGUUAAUCCUUAAUUCUGCUCCAUAUAAGUGAACUGGGACCUUGGUGUGUUUUUUUUUUGGGGUAGAAAACCUUGGUGUGUUUGAUUGUCUGAAUUAUGUGGAAAAAGGGUUUCCUUGGGUUUUUUAUGGGAUCCUCACUUUCAUUAACUUUUGCCCUCCAGGAGCAGGCGGCUUUUAUGGGAUACCAGGCGUCAGAUGAUAGACCAGUUACGCUUCUGGACAGUGUGUAACUGUUAGUUAGUUAGUUAGUUGCUCUCAAUGAAGUUGACGUGCUUGAGCAGCGGUAGCGGCUACCAGUUCCCUCCUUGUCACAUCCUAGAAGAUGUGUGUGGGUUUAGGAUAUUGCUGGACUGCCCACUUGACCUUUCUGCUCUCUCAGUCUUUUCCCCAGUUCCUCCUGAUAAUGACUUUGUAUCGGAUGGAAAAGCCUCUUAUAAUUCAGCCCGUGAUUGUUUCGCCAAGGAACAGGAGAUUCAGAAGAGGCAGAAAAUUGAAACACCACUUCAUGCGAAAGACUUAAUUCAUGAUGAACUUUGGUACAAAACAGUAAAGAAUUUGCACCUCUGGGACCCUUCUUCGAUUGAUGUUGUGCUGAUAUCAAGUGUCAUGGGAAUGCUUGGAUUACCAUUUCUUACUCGCGCUGAAGGUUUCUCGGCGAAGAUUUAUGUGACUGAUGCAGCAGCAAGGCUGGCGCGGCUUAUGAUGGAGGAUCUUAUCGCUAUGAAUAUGGAAUAUCAGUACUUUUAUGGUCCCAGGGAGUCUGGUGGUCCUCAUUGGAUGAGGUGGGAAGAGCUUGAGUUGCUCCGGCCUGAAUUGAAGAAGGUAGUGGUUGGCAAGGAUGGGACUGAGCUGGGUGGGUGGUUGCCACUUUACAGUUCAGCAGAUGUGAUGGAUUGUAUGCGGAAGGUCCAAACACUUAAAUAUGCAGAAACAGCAUGUUACAACGGAACCUUGGUCUUACAACCAUUCAGCUCAGGUUCAGAGAUAGGAUCUUGUAAUUGGACAAUUGAUGGUCCCAAAAGAAACAUCACCUGGCUUUCCUGCUCAAUAUUUGCUUCUGCACAUGCGAUGAACUUUGAUUAUGGUGCAUUGAGGGGACGAGAUCUGGUGUUAUAUUCAGAUAAGCAGUUCCUGCCUUUAAUGGACGAAGUUCAAAGCAAUGAUGCUUCUUCAACCAUUCCAUCUAAUGAUUUAUCAAGUCUAAGGUGCUGCAGUGCUGAUAAAGAUGAUUGGAAAAAAUUGACUGAGAGCUUACUGAGUACUGACGAGAUUUUAGAAAAAGAGAAAAUGGAUUUUAUUUGCUCAUGCAUUCUCCAGUCUGUUCAAGCUGGUGGUUCAGUCGUUAUACCUUAUAAUCGCCUUGGAAUUCUUCUGCAGCUAUUGGAAAUGAUACCGGUCCUCCUUGAGUCGUUGGCAGCAGAUGUUCCAAUUUACGUUAUAUCUUCGAUGGCUGCUGAACUUUUAGCAUUCACUAACGUCAUACCAGAAUGGGCGAGUAAGCCACGACAAGAAAAGGCAUACCUCUUUGGACUUUCUAUUCCUUCGUCGAAAUUUGAACUUCACUUCGAGGUCUCAAAGGUUUCCUCUUCCUUUUGGAUGUUCUUGCAGAUGUUUUCUGGUGAGCCAAUGUUCUCCCAUGUCGACUUUGUGAAUAAAAGGAAGCUUCAUGUAUUUUCAGCUAUUCACUCACCUGAACUACUAACCACUUGGCAGGAACCCUGCAUCAUAUUUGCUCCACAUUGGAGUUUAAGACUUGGUCCUGUUGUUCAUUUGCUUCGGCGUUGGAGUGGUGAUGAGAACUCUCUACUCAUCUUGGAGGAUGGGGUUGAUCCUGAUAUUGCCCUUCUCCCUUUCAAACCGCUGGAAAUGAAGGUUCUUCAGUGCUCAUUUCUUCCAGAGAGAAGGCUACCAAAAGUUGACUGUAUGCUGAAGUUACUGCAGCCAAAGAUUUUGGUGCUCCCUGACGAUUUGAAGGAGAAACUGGAUUUCUCAAAUCCCAGUUUGGACUCAUUCUCAGUCCUCUACUACACAGAAGGCGAAACAUUAUCUUUACCAAGCUCCCCUGAAGGAACCCUGGACCUGGAAAUCGCAUCUGUUUUGGCCGAGAGAUUUGCUUGGCAAAACUUGGGAAGGCAGGAUGUAAUGUACACACGAUUGGAAGGAGAGCUAGUUAUGGAGCAAGGCAAAUUUCGGUUAUUACCUGGAAUCACAAGUGCAGAUUCACACCCAUCAAAAAACAAGGAAAUGAAAUCGGAUGCAGGUUAGUCCCAGACAACACAAGGCUCUCGAACCAUUUUCGUCCGAAGGUCAUUCAUGGAUCCAAAAAAUGAAUUUGGCCACUGUGCAUACAGACCUUUAUGCAAGCACUGCAAGCAUGCUAAUCUUAAUUGACAUGGAACAAAAUAUUGGAGUAAAUGUAAUAGUGAUAGCAAGUUCCAACUGUCAUCCGUAGGCUUCUAUAUUAUACUCAACUUUGUCAAAAUUUCCAGCCUACCAAACGUGAUGGAGUUGAUAUUGGCUGGCAAGAUGCUUUUCCAGAAGCUCUUGUUUUCUUUAUUUCAUUUGUUGACUACUCAGUGACAGACAGAGACAGAGAGAUAUAUACAAUAUAGAGAGAGAGGUAUAUAGCUCACAGAUGGUCUUUCUUUUUCCUUCUUUCUAUUUAACAUAACCGGGCAACUCUGCUCAACUCUGCUCAAACAUUCCUACAAUAUAAUCAUCAACAUCCACCCCACAUAACCAAAAGCCUUCUUCGAUCCCUAGUUGAAAAAUUGAAAAAAUGGAAACCAGAUUAAACACAAAAAAACACCAAGACCAAA
Molecule: messenger RNA, 2890 nt
Organism: Linum tenue
Lineage: Eukaryota; Viridiplantae; Streptophyta; Magnoliopsida; Malpighiales; Linaceae
Source: the annotation of a GenBank genome assembly